AGCGGACCUCUUCAUCAUUCACUGGGAGUAAGGAAAGCAGCAGAGCAACAGCCAACAUGCCAGUUGACUUGAACGGAUAUUGGAAAAUGAUUUCCAAUGAUAACUUCGAGGAGUACCUCAAGGCUCUUGAUGUAAACGUUGCCAUCAGGAAAAUUGCCACUUUGUUGAAGCCUGACAAGGACAUCACCCAUGAGGGGGAUCACAUAAUCAUUAAAACCCUCAGCACCUUCAAAAACUACAACAUGGACUUCUAUGUGGGGAAAGAGUUUGAGGAGGAUCUGUCUGGAGUGGACGACAGGAAAUGCAUGACCACCAUCACCUGGGAGGGAGACAAGCUGGUGUGUGUGCAGAAAGGAGAGAUUGAAGGAAGAGGCUGGACCCACUGGGUGGAAGGUGAUGAGCUUCAUCUGGAGCUGAGAGCUGCAGGAGCUGUUUCCAAGCAGGUCUUCAAGAAGACUUAAGAUGGCCCUUACUGAACGACACAGCGCUCCCGGCUGACAUCGGCUCGACGACAGGCACAUCCCAUGCCUCAGAUGUACCAUCCCACUUCCCUUUGGUCUUUUCAUACAUCUCUCUAUAUGUCCAUCCACCCAUCUUUCCUGUUGUGCAUAUUAUUUUCACAAAACACACAUUUAUAUUUCAUUAAAACUGUUGCCUUACUUUGUCAAUCCAAAGGUCCGAGGCAGUGUGCACCAUGUAGUAUCACAACAUGCAAUACUGAAUAUCUGUCUCAGGGUCGGUGCUCUUUUAAGUAACAAGUUUAAAUGAGUUGGAGGCAUGCAUACGAAAUGCAACAGAAUGAGCAGUGGGAAAGUAAAGGCAGGUAGUAAAGAAAAGAGAGUAUCGUAUUUUAAUUUUCUUAAUGAUUGCUGUGGAUGGAAAUUUUUGAGGGCUGUAAACUUCCUUGGUACUGAUGCUUAGUGUCCAGACUGUAUAUCAGAUAUAAUGUGUGUAUUUAUCCCUCUCAGUUCCUUUGUGAAUGUGCCAGUGAUAGUGAAAUGAAUCAAUCAAUAAAGUA
Molecule: messenger RNA, 1018 nt
Organism: Plectropomus leopardus (leopard coralgrouper)
Lineage: Eukaryota; Metazoa; Chordata; Actinopteri; Perciformes; Serranidae
Gene: rbp1.1
Product: retinol binding protein 1, cellular, tandem duplicate 1
Molecular function (GO): lipid binding
Source: RefSeq, a predicted model, not a curated record